This is a messenger RNA of Pediculus humanus corporis (human body louse), 297 nucleotides long. Its product is annotated as Endocuticle structural glycoprotein SgAbd-2, putative. Lineage: Eukaryota; Metazoa; Arthropoda; Insecta; Psocodea; Pediculidae. Gene Ontology annotation, cellular component: chitin-based extracellular matrix. The record is from RefSeq and is a predicted model, not a curated record. Gene Ontology annotation, molecular function: structural constituent of chitin-based larval cuticle. The transcript has 3 exons. Bases 1 to 297 code for a protein of 98 amino acids.
AUGUCUCGUAAAGCCGGUUACCUUAAAAACGCUGGUAACCCAGAAGAAGAAGCUCAAGUAGCUCAAGGUAGUUACUCUUACGUCGCUCCAGACGGUCAAAGAGUUUCCGUUUCCUACGUCGCCGACGAAAACGGUUUCGUUCCACAGGGUGACCAUCUUCCCACACCUCCACCAAUUCCAGAAGCCAUUUUGAGAUCCCUCGAAUUCAUCCGAAGACAACCACAAAAACCAGAUGUUAGCGGAUUUGAAUCGGAACCGAAACCAUCAUAUGCAGAACCGAUUUACGAAGAAAAUUAA